Messenger RNA from Alligator sinensis (Chinese alligator), 6261 nucleotides. RefSeq names its product zinc finger protein 135-like. The transcript has 5 exons. Gene Ontology annotation, biological process: negative regulation of transcription by RNA polymerase II. The record is from RefSeq and is a predicted model, not a curated record. Gene Ontology annotation, molecular function: DNA-binding transcription repressor activity, RNA polymerase II-specific. The coding region runs from base 4050 to 5333 and encodes 427 amino acids. NCBI's taxonomy places the organism in Eukaryota, Metazoa, Chordata, Crocodylia, Alligatoridae.
AAAGUUCAUAUUUCAUAGGAUUUCACAGAGGAGUCAAUGAAUUUUAAGAGAGAAUUUUAACACACUUACACCUUUUGUAAGUCAGGGGGAAGCAGGAUUCUGAGCAGAUGGAGGCAUCUUACCACAGGUUAAAAUUUCCUAUUGGAGUGAAUCGAGAUCCAGGCACUUUCUAUGGAACCAAGGAGGCAUCUUCUUCCAGAGAAAUAGAUAGGAGAGCCAUGUGCCCCUACAAGGUGAAGCAGAAAUCACCUCUGGGGGUGCAUGUGCUGUGCUCCUGCUCCCCACUGCAGACAGUUUAUUGCUAGAGUAAGUGGUGGGCAGCAGGUGAGUCUUGGAGCAGAACAAUGUAGGGGUUCCCUAAAUUGGUUCUGCUCUCAUCAGCUUUUGUAGAAGGUGCAUUGUUCACAUCAGUUGCAAUUGGGUGGAGCUUCUGCAAUUUUUUCCCCUAGCUAUAACAUUUCUGGACUAGUGACAGGCAUUUCAAAAGAAUUUUAAAAAAUGCACCUGCAUCCUUAGACUUUUCCUUACAGGCAUGCCCAAGAAAACAACACUAAUUAAAUCGAGGGAGGACAAUGCCAGUGAGCAGCAGUAGCAGCUAUGGGAAUAUAAUCACAAUGCAUGCUUCUUGCCAUUUUUUAUGGCCCAGAGCUGCUAGAGGGAGAGCAGGACAGAGAGCCAGCGUGUUACACAGCUGUGAACAGCAGCAGUCUGAGCCUGUUUGGCUGUAGGGUAGAGACUUCCCCAGCUUCUGUGCACCAUCUUGGCUGAAAGAUCGAGAUGUCACAGGGCUGUAUAAGGCUGUCUUUGCCACAGGACUAUGAUUAUGCUAUAUUGGUGCAAUGACUUCACAGCCUUGGAGCUCAACCCUGCAAUGAGAGUUAUGACUUCACUGCUUCAUGGUUCAGCAUGUAUAGUCAGGCCAGUGAGAGAGAAUCACAGCUGGUUAAUAAUCUGAAAUGAUCAGAAAUAAUCUGAGCUGGUUAAUCGGUUUUACAAUACCAACAAGAUACAGAACAAAUAUUGGCAACAACUUAGUGGUAAUUUUUGAUCAUUAGCUAAGCAAGUGUUAGUGUCAUUGUGAUGCAUCCCCAAGUAUUCCCCUCUGACCUCUUCAGUACCAUCCACAAUCAUUUCCUGGCCUCAGAGUUUCUUGGCUAUUUCAAAAUGAAUUUGCAACCCUUUAAAUAGACCAUCCUGCUCCAGUACUAGGAGUUGGAUCUUUAAAAGUUAUAAUAUGCAGGAAGGAAACUUCUUGAUUAGGAAGAAAUGGCAUUUCUAUAUUAAAAGUCUCUGGAGUGGGGCAUAACCCCUUAGUCCCUUGAGUAACUGUUUUUUUCAAAUAUAACAUAGUGAAAAGGCAGUUCUUAAUCAUGCAUGACGUGACCCUCUCAAUAUUUAAUGUUACAUCCCCAAAUGCAGCCUAGCUCCAUUGUUAUUCCCAGAGACAAAUGAAUCAUGCAACAGCAAAAUAUUGUUGCAAAGGACCUGAUUUAUUGUGACAGCACCCUGUCAAAUACUUUGAAUACUGCAUUAGAAUACUGUGCUCUGCAUGCAGUCUUUCCAGUUUGAAUCCCCUUGUUUUUCCCUAUUGCUGACAUUACCAGGCCUCCAUCAUUUCUCUCAGACACUGUGAGUCUUGUGAAACAAGAGAUGGAAAACAUCUCUUUGCUGAUUCAGCUCCUAGAACCAGCUCUCUUGGUUGAGUAGCUUGUGUGCAAAGCUGGCCCAUAGGACAACAAGUAGCUAUGCAGGGUUCUGGGCAUCAUAAAAUAAAACAAGAUCUUGAGCAAGGCAGUUACCAGGGUCUCUUUCAGGCUGGAGUUUAUGCCUCUUCUUUCUCCUUUCCUGUUCUUCCUCUUCUCUUAGCCAGCUUGUACCCAGGGGGAAGGGGAGAGAUGUCCCUUACGGAGCGCUCCCAAAGAUGGCAGUGACAAUGCGCUUGGCCAGUUCCUCAGGCACCACCAGCUCCAAGGGCAGCUCAAAUCUUUGUAGACCUGAUGGCAGGGAGCUGCUUCUUCAUUCUCAGCUGCUCAACUUUUGUGGACACCCAGCUGUAGAGGCCACUCACAGAGGACUUUAUCAGCUUUCUGGCCUUAUCUGACACAUGCACUUGGUCCUGGUGCAGCUGUUGCAGCAUCUUGCAGGCGUACAAGGAUUGGGAGUGCUGAAUAACAAGGCUGCUGGUUUCUGGCUCCUUCAUCUCCUGAUGCCCUGGCUGGGAUUGGAGUGUCCUUCCUUGGGGUUUGGCUGGACCUUAUCACACAGAGGCAAAUUCUUCCUCAGAGCCUACAUGGCCUGCUUCUUAUGUGCCUAUUGAGCGGCAGCUGGGGGCUGUAGGGGGACUUGGGAUCCACAAAGAACAGCCUGCUACCUUUGCCGAAGCAGUGGGAGCUGAUAGGAACCAGGAAAGAAAGAGCACCUCCAGGAAGGCCUGAAGACUGCAUCAGAAGGUCUCUAAAUUAAAAGACACUCAGGAUCAAUGGACACUGGGUCCUAGGCUGGGGCUGCCCAGAGCCCUGAAUGACACUACUGAGGCACAUCUCUCUGCUGGUUUAUUCACUGUAGACCAGUGGACUCAAAAGUCUAAAAAGGUUGAGAACGCCAGCUCUUAGCCAUCACUCUUUUUUUGACUGCAGAAAAAUAAUGGGGCAAUUCCUCUGUUGCAAAGAACUCAACAAAGACCAGAACUGGGGAGACGGUUUUGGAGGCCGAGGAUUCCCAUUUGAAAUCUCUGGAUUUCUCCUGUGAAGCACAUGUCGGUGUUUGCACAGUGCUAAUACUGCGCGGCACCCAGCAGCACCCUUAGAAGGAUCUUGCAGCACCUCAAGGUGUCACAGCACCCUGGGUGCGAAUCACUGCUGCAGCAUUUCCCUCUGCUCAGGAAGGUGACGGAGGUCCGGGCUGGACCUCCCCUGAGCUGUGUGUGUGUCCUGAGGCAAGCUCAAGGAGGGAAUUUUCCUUUCCUGGAGCCGCCAGAGGGCUCUGGCUACUACUAAGUCCCUCUCCCUCUCCCUUUUUCUCUGCUCCAGUGUAUGAGCUUCCUAGGUCAGAUGCAGCUAAUGUAUCCAGCUGGAGUUGAGCAGUUGCUGCUCCAGACUGGUGGUGUCUGUGCUGGAGAGAGACCUUUAUCCAAGCCCCUCAGUGCCCAGCUCAGAGAUGGAUUUCCUUCUGUGGGUGGAACAAGCCCCCAGGGCAGCCCCGGGCUCUGCUGACACCAGCUCCUGAGCCGGAGACUCCAGAGCAGCUGAAAUCCCAGUCUCCUCCAUUUGAGUUGCAGCUGAUCAGCACUUCUGAAUAUCUGCCCCAAAGUGUCUCAAAGAAGAACUCAGCAGUACCCCUUCAAUGCCUGACCUGUCUUCUGAUUGUCCACAUAUGACUUUGUGUUUUGGCACAAUGCAGAAGCCUUGAUUCUGGCCCAAACAAAGAAUAUUCUUUCAUCAGUAAUGUCAAUGCAUGCACAGCCUAAUGCAGAAAGGGAGAGAGGAGGAGAGAACCAUCAUUUCCUCAAUAUUGUAAAAUCUCCCCUGAUUUUUUACCUUUUUUCCCUAAGCAUGAAACAUAUCCUCUCCCGGUCCUGUGGACACACAUGCAUACUUACGGAGCAGAUUUUUCCUUGAGCGCCUUUAUCAAAUGUGUAGAGUGUCACUGUGACUAGGAGAGAGGGUGAAGAACCUGGAGCAAACUCUCAGCUGUUCUGCAGAGGUCUCCAUUUGUCACCAUAGCAAAGAAAACCUUAAAAAUGAGAUCUGAGUGUAUCUGAUGCAAAGACUUCUUGCGGUUCCAGGGUAUGUGAAGAAAGUGCCUACCACUUCUCAGAGGAUGCUAACACAGAUGCCAGUGACAGUCCUUCAAAUAUCAAUCUUAUAAACAUUACGGAUUCUUUGAUUCUGAACUUUUCCAGAGUUUUCCAGAGUUUGUCUCAAAAUUCACCCAAGGAACCUUGUCUGUCUCAAAAGAAAGGCAUUGAAAAAUAUACAGCAGACGUAAGUCAGAGCAGAGAAUAACUUCCAUGUUUCACUCCAGAGCCACUUCAUAGAACGGGGAAAGAAAUGGCUACACCUGAGGUUAUGACCUUCGAGGAGGUGGCUGUGUAUUUCACCACGGAAGAAUGGGCUCUGCUGGACCCCGGCCAGAAAGCUCUCUAUAGUGCCGUCAUGCAGGAGAAUUAUGAGACGGUGGCCUCACUCGGAUUUCCAGUUCCCAGACUGGAUGUGGUCUCCCAGAUGGAAGAAGGGGAAGAGCCAUGGGUCCUGGAUCUGCAAUACUCCACAGAGAGUGAGAUGCUGAGGAGCAUCCUCAUGGUAGGUGAAAGGGUGGUGGACAAGAAUGAGGAAGCAAUGCCUCAGGAGGAAGGUCCUGAGCAAGCUGAACCAUGCGGGAAGUCAUCAGCGCAAUCCAAAGGGAAUGCUUCCCUCAAUCUGUGUACAGACUUCCAGCAGGGAGACCCCUUAGUGGACACUUGGGGUAUCUCUCCUUGCUGUGGUGAUGAUAGUGAGGACUUCAAAGACAUUCUGAUCCCACCAAGACUCCAUGCACGUGAAGACAAAUACAAGUGUACAGAGUGCGGCAGGGGCUUCACCCGGAGCUCAGACCUGCUGGUGCACCAGAGAACCCACACAGGGGAGAGACCCUUUGUGUGUCCUGACUGUGGGCACAGCUUUAGCCACAGGUCAAACUUCCUGAGGCACCAGAGAAGCCACGUGGGGGAGAAGCCCUUCAUGUGUCCUGAUUGCGGGAAGAGCUUCAUGGGCACUUCCGACCUCCUCAUACACCAGACAACCCACACGGGGGAGAGGCCUUACACCUGCCCCGAAUGCGGCCACAGCUUCAGUCACAGGUCCAACUUCCUGAGGCACCAGCGAAGCCACACAGGGGAGAAGCCCUUUUUAUGUCCUGACUGUGGGAAGAGCUUCAUGGGCACCUCCGACAUCAAGAGGCACCAGAGAACCCACACGGGAGAGAAACCGUACAGCUGCCCUGAGUGUGGACAAAGCUUUAGUCGGAGCUCAAACUUCAUCAGGCACAAGCGAACGCACACGGGGGAGAAGCCCUUUCUGUGCCCAGACUGUGGGAAGAGCUUCCGUGAGAGGUCGGACUUCUACCGGCAUCACCGCAUCCACAUGGGAGACCGGCCCUACCCCUGCCUUGACUGCGGGAAAAGCUUUGCUGUAAACUCAGACCUGGCCAGACACAAGAGAGUCCACAUCGGGGAGAAGCCCUAUCAAUGCCAAGAGUGUGGGAAGAGCUUCAGACGCAGCUGCCACCUCAUUGCACACCAAAGAGCCUACCUCACCCUGACAAGUACCAAGGGAAGGGAAAAACACAAUUACUGACCCUCUCCUGUGCCUUUGUUAGUCAACUUCUGAUUACCCGGUGCUCAAGUCCGGGGUUGAAGAGCAACAGCAGAUGCCGUUAAUCUCAUUGGUGACCCCUGGCUCGGCUUUCUCUAGAAAACCUCAGGCAGAGAAGAAGCCCAGAAGCGUCUCCACCUUACUUCUGUGCCUGCAUGCCUCACACCAAAUUGUGAGAAGGGAGAAGGCACAUUCAAAGUCCCCGAUACCCCUGUGAUUUCCUCUCUUUGGACUGAAAUCCCCUCCCUUCCCAUGCAUCACUGACAGAUGCCUGGCGAGAGAGUCCCUAUGGAUCACUGACUUCCUGUAAUCCUCCUUGCAAAGUCAUAGAUGAUAUGCUGCAGGAUUUAUGUUGCAGUUGCUUGGAAAUCUUCAUAGGCUAGAACAAGCAAAAGCAGCCAUUGUGAGGAGGAAAAUACAGGAGGAGGGGAGCAGGUGCCACUCGCCCGUUAUGUCUGCUCACGCAUUGCCACUAUUGCUGGAGUCUCUGGGGAGCAUCAUCUAUAACAGACUGGGUCUGGAGUCCCACGGCAGGAUGCUGGGCAUCGUCACUGGAGUCCAAGUUUCCCUGGACUGGUGUUUUCUGGACUAGGUAGAAGGGAAGGAUGAGCUGGACUGGGUCAAAUGGGGAUUUUCCAUCUGACUCUUGUGGUUCAGAGAGACUUCAAUCCAGAACAGAUAAAUGCUUAAAGAAACACUUCUGAAGGGCCUUGUCUCCAUCUGCUGAUUCUUUAUGUUCCCCCUCCAGUGCCCUGCAGCUAAAGGAUUCUUAGCUCAGGGCUUCAGAAACCUCGUCCCUACUGUACUCCUUCCUCUGUAAUGUAUUUCUAUAAAAUAGAAUCACAGUGGAGACCUCUGCAUAAUGAUCGAUCCUUUAGUGACAUCUCUUCCACAGCCCAUUGUAGCACAA